Molecule: messenger RNA, 810 nt
Organism: Drosophila persimilis
Lineage: Eukaryota; Metazoa; Arthropoda; Insecta; Diptera; Drosophilidae
Exons: 2
Coding region: 269-673 (134 amino acids)
Source: RefSeq, a predicted model, not a curated record
CUCUCUCUCUCUCUCUCUCUCUCUCACACUCUCUCUUUUCAUUCCAUGUGUGUGGGCGCUCUCUCGGGAGCUGCUACUGCUGCUGCUGCUGCUGCUGUUUUGCCUGUUGAAUGCCCGAGUCAGCUUUCAGUCCGAUAAACAUCCUAGCGCCGAGCAGAAGCAAUCAGAGGAAGCACCCGCCACCUGCAGAGUCCGUCGAAGGAUUUGUUUUUUUUUGUUGUUGUUGUUGUUGUUGUUUUAGUGCUUGCUAGUCUGCUGUUGCGCCGCAAUGGGCAACCAGCUGAGUAUGAAUAGCAUCCAGGAUGCGGUCAUGGAUCGCCUCAGGUCGGUGGCCCUAACCACCGACGAGAACGGAGCGAUGCGCAUCCGUUCCUUUUCCGAGGGCGGCGUGGGAGGCACCGCGGGCCACCAUCACCAUCAGCACUGCAGUGGACGCGGUGGGCGCAUACUGCGCGAGAGCAGCAUCGAUGGGGGCGUUGCUGUCUUCGAUGCCCUGCUGCGCGACGAGCACGAGCAUCGGCUCAGCCUGGACGCGAUGCAUCGGGUGCGUCAUGUGCGCACCUCUUGCACGACGAUUCCCGAGGAGGAAAUCCCGCACGAGGAUUUACAUCCACUCCAUCCUUCUACGGCCCAAGCCCCCUCCUCGCAGGAAGUGGCAUUAAAUGAGAGCUAAAUCGCUGGCUCUAGCCGGCUGAGGAGAGCUUUGGGCCUGGUGGCAACAGCAUGCUUCUACCUGGAUAAAAACCGACAAGAAGAGAGUUAAAUCAAUGUCUAAAAUAUAGUUUUUGAAUAAACAUACUUAUAUGUGUU